Molecule: messenger RNA, 1446 nt
Organism: Tripterygium wilfordii
Lineage: Eukaryota; Viridiplantae; Streptophyta; Magnoliopsida; Celastrales; Celastraceae
Product: polygalacturonase QRT3
Exons: 3
Coding region: 1-1446 (481 amino acids)
Molecular function (GO): polygalacturonase activity
Source: RefSeq, a predicted model, not a curated record
AUGGGAGUCUUAUGGGUUCUUUUAUUACUGUUGUUACAAGGAACAAUUUGUUCCACCAGACAAGAAAAGCUAACAAAUCUUCUUGCAAAGUUUCAAGAGACUGCUCCUCCACAACCACAACCACUCUCCACGGCCCCUUCAAACUCACAGGACAAGAAGAUAGGGAGAGUGAUAUAUCCAAUUGGGUAUGGAGCAGACGCAAGUGGUGCAAAUGAGAGCAGUGAUGCCAUAUUGAAUGCUGUCAAUGAUGCAUUUGAAGUGCAAAAAGGGCUUGACUUGCUUCCUGGUGUUAAUGAUUUGGGCGGCGUUGUGAUUGACUUUCAAGGUGGAAACUAUAAGAUCAGCAAGCCCAUCAGGUUCCCUGCUUCUGGUGGUGCCAAUGUUGUGGUAAAAUCAGGGACAUUGCGCGCUUCAAACACAUUUCCUGGCGACCGGCAUCUAAUUGAACUAUGGUCACCAAAUUCUAAUCCAGUACCACAAAAAUCCACAGUCCAUCUUGAUCAAAAGCAGAAUGGAGGUGUUGGUAUCUACUAUGAGGACAUUACAUUCCGCGACAUCCUCUUCGAUUCAAGCUUCCGCGGUGGUGGCAUUUUCAUUAUCGAUUCAGCGAGAAUCCGCAUAAACAACUGCUUCUUCAUUCACUUCUCAACUGAUGGAAUUUUAGUCCACAAAGGCCAUGAGACCUUCAUAUCAAAUUGCUUCCUAGGGCAACAUCCAACCGUUGGGGGAGAUCCUGGCGAACGAGACUUCACAGGCACAGCCAUUGAUCUUGCUAGCAACGAUAACGCAAUCACUGAUGUUGCUAUAUUUUCUGCAGCCAUUGGAGUCCUAUUGAGAGGUCAAGCUAAUAUAGUCACAGGGGUACAUUGUUACAACAAGGCAACAUAUUUUGGUGGCGUAGGAAUUCUGGUCAGACAAGGUGCAGCAUUGACUAGGUUAGACAAUUGUUACUUAGACUACAAUGCUGUAGUCAUGGAAGACCCAGUUCAAGUUCAUGUCACUAAUGGGUUUUUCUUAGGAGAUGGAAAUGUAGUGUUGAAGUCAAUUGGUGGGAAAAUUUCAGGAGUAAAUGUAGUGAAUUGUAUGUUCAGUGGGAACCCUAACAACAAGGUUCCAAUAGUAAGCAUUGAUGGGAGAUUUAGCAAAAUUGAUCAAGUAGUGAUUGACAAUAACAAUGUUAAUGGUAUGAGCUUGAAAUCAACGGUGGGGAGACUAUCGGUGGCCGGAAAUGGGAAGAAGUGGGUGGCUGAUUUUUCACCGGUGUUACUGUUCCCCGAUCGGAUUAAACAUUUUCAGCACUCAUAUCUGGUUCAAGGGACUCCUGCUGGUUCUGCUGUUCUUGUAGCAACUAGUGUUUCAAAUAAUACUGUGGUUGUGGAGAGUAAUACAGUAGUUAAUGCAGUGGUUUCUGUAGUUGUUGAUCAAUACAACAUGGUAGGAGAGUAA